Molecule: messenger RNA, 553 nt
Organism: Oppia nitens
Lineage: Eukaryota; Metazoa; Arthropoda; Arachnida; Sarcoptiformes; Oppiidae
Exons: 2
Coding region: 13-531 (172 amino acids)
Source: RefSeq, a predicted model, not a curated record
UGUUUAUCACGUAUGGCCCGUACGAUAACCAAUAUGUUGGUAUCAGGUGUUACCAAAGCUAACAAACCCAUGUGCAGUACCGAUGCAACCAAACGGACCUUUUUGAAGCACUCAAAGUGUGGUAAUAUCAACAUUGAAGACAAACACAAGUGUAUGGAUGUGUUUGUCGGUGAUCUUAGACGUACGGAAACAGAGGACAAGGAUAAAAAGAUACCGUAUUUUUGUUGCAAUUUUUGGCACUUCAAAGAUUGUAUAAGAAAAUCGUUUACAUCAGUGGACACCAAUCGUUGUCCGAAAGAGUCGAUUGACGCCAUAUUGAAUCUAAUCAAUGGCUAUUCAAACGAUGCACUGGACUUACUGUGCGGUGAAUAUGACGACGGAAGUGCCAAAUGUCGACAAUUGAGAAACAGUAGGACAACGGCGGCGACGACGACGACGACAUCGACAUCAAAGAGUACAUCACGUAAAGGAAAGUCCAGUUCCUCGCGAUCGAUGCUUCCGUCGUUUAUCAAUAUAUUUACCAAUUUAUAAGACAAUUAUUAUUAUUAUUAAG